Messenger RNA from Candidozyma auris, 525 nucleotides. RefSeq names its product peptide alpha-N-acetyltransferase subunit (gene NAT5). The transcript has a single exon. Gene Ontology annotation, biological process: mitotic sister chromatid cohesion. Gene Ontology annotation, cellular component: NatA complex. Bases 1 to 525 code for a protein of 174 amino acids. Gene Ontology annotation, molecular function: acyltransferase activity, transferring groups other than amino-acyl groups. The record is from RefSeq and is a predicted model, not a curated record. NCBI's taxonomy places the organism in Eukaryota, Fungi, Ascomycota, Pichiomycetes, Serinales, Metschnikowiaceae.
AUGGGCAGAAACAUCAUUACGCUAGACGACUUGACAGUCAACAAUAUUGGUACUUUUAAAAAAAUUUUACUGGUGACUUUGCCAACAUCGUAUCCAGAGACAUGGCUCAAAGAUGCAUUUAAUAAUGAUCACAUAGUCAAGUUAGCCUUCUACAGUGAACUUCCGGUGGGCCAAAUAAGAGGGAAGUUGUCGAAUUCAUCUCAUAAUAUAUCAAGCUUCGAGUCAUCCACUUCAGCUCAAUUGAAUUCUAAGAUAAUUCCAAACGCAAUCUACAUUGAGACACUCUCUGUUCUUGAAGCUUAUAGAAACCAGGGUAUAGGGUCAAAAUUGCUUGAAUGGAUCAUCGAGCAAGCUAAAGAGAGAUUCAUCCACGAGAUAUACGUUCAUGUGCACAUCAAAAAUGACAAUGCCAUCAAUUGGUACGAAAAGAAAGGCUUCGAGCGCUCUUCCGAGCCAGUGAAGGGAUACUACGAGCUGCAAAACUUGAAUGAGCCGGAUGCGCUCGUGCUUACAUUAAAGGUAUGA